AUGUACGGCACUGGCACUGGCCCCCAGACGGGCAUCUCUACCCCUCGAUCCAGCGCCUCUCUGCGACCUCUGAACCUCUCCCACGGCUCUCUCGAAACCUCCUUUCUCGUUCCGACCAACCUCCACUUCCACGCCUCCGAGCUGAAAGAUCGGUUUGCUGCCAGUCUCCCCCCGGCAACCGACGAGCUUGCCCAAGAUGACGAGCCUUCAUCUGUCCCCGAGCUGGUUGCCAGAUACCUGGGCUUCGUUGCCUCCGAGGUAGAGGAGGGCGAGGAUGAUGCGCAGGGUUCGUACGAAGAGGUCCUCAAGCUCCUGCUUAACGAGUUCGAGCGGGCCUACCUCCAGGGCAACGAGGUUCACGCCCUGGCUGCUACGCUGCCCGGCAUUGAGUCAAAAAAGCUCGAGGUCAUCCGAUGCUACUACAUUGCUCGGGCCGUCUCAAACCGGACCAUCAAGCCUCACGAGUCCGCUCUGCUGAGGGCUGCCGACGACCACUCCGCCAAGAUCUACACCAUCUUUGGCGGCCAGGGCAACAUUGAGGAGUACUUUGAUGAGCUUCGCCAGAUUCACAAGACGUAUUCCACCUUUGUUGGAGAGCUCAUCACAAAUGCGGCCGAGCAGCUGCAGACUCUGUCCAACCACCCCAGCGCGGAAAAGAUGUUCCCCAAGGGGCUGGAUAUCCUGACAUGGCUUCACCGGCCCGAGGCCACUCCGGAUGUGGACUAUCUCAUUACUGCACCCGUCAGCUUCCCCUUGAUUGGGCUUGUCCAGAUGGCGCACUACGAAGUUACGUGCAAGGUCUUGGGCAUCCACCCUGGUCUCCUGAGAGAGCGCAUCAGCGGAGCCACUGGUCACUCUCAGGGUAUCGUCAUGGCGGCUGCGACGGCGGCGGCUGACUCUUGGGAGUCGUGGCGCGAAAUCACCAGCUCUAUCCUGACCGUCCUCUUCUGGAUCGGCACGCGAAGCCAGCAGGCGUUCCCUACCACAUCCAUGACCCCCACCAUGCUUCGCGAGUCUCAGGAGCACGGCGAGGGCCUCCCUACCCCUAUGCUGAGCAUCCGCGACCUGUCCCAGGAGGAGGUUCAGAAGCACAUUGACGCCACCAACCAAUAUCUCCCUCCUCACCGUCAUAUCGGCAUCUCCCUCAUCAACAGCCCCCGCAACCUGGUCGUUACGGGUCCUCCCACAUCGCUGUACGGUCUGAACGCUCAACUCCGCAAGGUCAAGGCUCCUACUGGUCUCGACCAGACCCGAGUCCCGCACACCGAGCGAAAGGUUCGGUUCGUCAACAGAUUCCUUCCCAUCACCGCCCCAUUCCACAGCAAGUAUCUGGAGGAGGCGACCGCCAUCAUCGAUGAGGAUCUCAAGGACAUCAGCAUCGACUCCAGCGCCUUGGGAAUUCCCGUCUAUGACACCAACACCGGAAAGGAUCUCCGUGAAGAGAACAGCGGCAACAUUGUGCCCGCCCUGGUUCGCUUGAUCACCCGGGACCCUGUCAACUGGGAGAAGGCUACCGUCUUCCCCCAGGCUACUCACAUUCUUGACUUUGGUCCCGGCGGCAUCUCCGGUCUGGGAGCGCUGACCAGCCGAAACAAGGAGGGAACUGGUAUCCGCGUCAUCCUGGCCGGAACCAUCGAGGGCACCAUGCCUGAGCUGGGAUACAAGCCUGAGAUCUUCGACAGAGACGAGGAGAAGGCCGUCAAGUAUGCCAUUGACUGGGUCAAGGAGUAUGGUCCGCGCCUCAUCAAGACAUCCAGCGGCAGGAAGUACGUUGAUACCAAGAUGAGCCGUUUGCUCGGCCUGCCUCCUAUCAUGGUUGCUGGCAUGACCCCAGCGACCGUCCCCUGGGACUUUGUCGCUGCCACGAUGAACGCUGGAUACCAUAUCGAGCUUGCCGGUGGUGGUUACUUCAACGCCAAGAUGAUGACCGCCGCACUGGAGAAGAUAGAGAAGGCCAUUCCUGCGGGUCGCGGUAUCACCGUCAACCUCAUCUACGUCAACCCUCGCGCAAUGGGCUGGCAGAUUCCCCUCAUUGGCCGACUUCGCGCUGAAGGCGUGCCCAUCGAGGGCUUGACCAUCGGUGCCGGUGUGCCCUCGAUCGAGGUUGCUCAGGAGUACAUUGAGACUCUGGGCCUGAAGCACAUUGCCUUCAAGCCUGGCUCAGUUGAGGCCAUCCAGGCCGUCAUCAACAUUGCCAAGGCGAACCCCACUUUCCCCGUCAUUCUGCAGUGGACCGGUGGCCGUGGUGGUGGUCACCACUCCUUCGAGGACUUCCACCAGCCUGUUCUCCAGAUGUAUGGCAGAAUCCGCCGACAGGAGAACAUCAUCCUGGUCGCCGGCAGUGGCUUCGGUGGUGCCGACGACACCUACCCGUACAUCACCGGUGAAUGGUCCAGGAAGUACGGAUACCCCCCCAUGCCCUUCGACGGCUGCCUGUUUGGUAGCCGUAUGAUGGUGGCCAAGGAGGCCCACACCAGCAAGAACGCCAAGCAGGCCAUCAUCGACGCUCCUGGUCUCGAUGAUUCUGAGUGGGAGAAGACCUACAAGGGUCCUGCCGGUGGUGUCAUCACUGUUCGCUCAGAGAUGGGCGAGCCUAUCCACAAGCUGGCCACUCGCGGUGUCAAGUUCUGGGCCGAGAUGGACCAGAAGAUCUUCAACCUCCCCAAGGAGAAGCGUGUUGCUGAGCUGAAGAAGAACCGUGACUACAUCAUCAAGAAGUUGAACGAUGACUUCCAGAAGGUCUGGUUCGGCUGCAACAAGGAGGGCAAGGCCGUGGAUCUCGAGGACAUGACCUACGCCGAGGUCGUCCGCCGCCUCGUUGAGCUGCUCUAUGUCAAGCACCAGUCCCGAUGGAUCGAUGGAUCCUACACCCGCCUCACUGGCGACUUCAUUCACCGAGUCGAGGAGCGAUUCACCACCGAGGCUGGCCGUCCCUCUCUUCUCCAGAGCUACGCCGACCUUGAGGAGCCCUACAGCGCUGUUGACCGAAUCCUCGCCGCCUACCCCGAGGCCGAGCACCAGAUCAUCAACGCACAGGACGUCCAGUACUUCCUCAUUCUCUGCCUGCGACCUGGCCAGAAGCCCGUCACCUUCAUCCCUGCCCUCGACGAGAACUUUGAGUUCUACUUCAAGAAGGACUCCCUGUGGCAGUCAGAGGACCUCGAUGCAGUCAUUGGCCAGGACGUUGGCCGAACCUGCAUUCUCCAGGGCCCUACCGCUGCCAAGUUCUCGACCGUCAUUGAUGAGCCCAUCAAGGACAUUCUUGACAACAUCCACAAUGCCCACAUUGCGGCCUUGACCAAGGAUAUUUACAACAAUGACGAGGCCGCUAUCCCUGCCAUUGAGUACUUUGGUGGCAAGCUUGUGGAGACGGACAUCCCUCUCGACGUUGAGGGCCUGACCGUCAACUACGACACUCACAAGAACACUUACCGCCUCUCCUCCUCACCCGCCAGCGUCAUGCCCUCGCUCGACUCCUGGCUGUCCCUGCUUGCGGGCCCCAACCGCAACUGGAGACAUGCUCUGCUCAUGUCGGAUGUCGUUGUGCAGGGACAAAAGUUCCAGACCAACCCCAUCCGACGCAUCUUCGCCCCUGAGCGUGGCCUUUUCGUCGAGAUCGAGUAUCCCAACGACCCCUCCAAGACGACCAUUGUCGUCAAGGAGCAGCCAAGACACAACCAGUACGUGGAUGUCAUCGAGGUCAAGCUGAACGGCGACCGGGAGAUCCUUGUCAACAUGAUCAAGGAGACAACCGCCCUGGGCACUCCCGUUGCCCUGCCUCUGAAGUUCAUCUACCACCCCGAUGCUGGAUACGCACCCAUCCACGAAGUCAUGGAGGGUCGCAACGACCGCAUCAAGGAGUUCUACUGGAAGCUGUGGUUCGGUAACGACCCCUUGGACCUGGACGCCAUGGUCACGAGCAAGUUUGACGGUGGCAGCACCACCAUCACGGCUGAGGCCAUCAACGACUUUGUUCACGCCGUUGGCAACACGGGCGAGGCCUUUGUUGACCGACCGGGCAAGGUCACGUAUGCGCCCAUGGACUUUGCCAUUGUGCUUGGAUGGAAGGCCAUCACGAAGCCCAUCUUCCCUCGCACCAUUGAUGGUGAUCUCCUGAAGCUGGUGCAUCUGUCCAACGGUUUCCGCAUGAUCCCCGGCGCCGAGCCGCUCAAGAAGGGUGAUGAGGUGACGACCACUGCGCAGAUCAACGCCGUCAUCAACCAGGAGUCUGGCAAGAUGGUCGAGGUCUGCGGCACCAUCACCCGAGAUGGCAAGCCGGUCAUGGAGGUGACUUCCCAGUUCCUGUACCGUGGUGCCUACACGGAUUACGAGAACACGUUCCAGCGCAAGGAUGAGACGCCUGUCCGUGUGCACCUGGCGACGCCCAAGGACGUGGCCGUGCUGCGUUCCAAGCCGUGGUUCACCCUCGACGAGAUCCCUAAUGAGAUCGACCUGCUGGGCCAGACCCUGACGUUCCGCCUGCAGAGCUUGGUGCGGUUCAAGAACAAGACCGUCUUCAGCAGCGUGGAGACGCGAGGCCAGGUCCUGCUGGAGCUGCCGACGAAGGAGGUGAUCCAGGUCGCCAGCGUGGACUACGAGGCCGGCGAGUCUCACGGCAACCCCGUGAUUGACUACCUUGAGCGCCACGGAACCUUGCUGGACCAGCCGAUCAACUUUGAGAACGCCAUCCCGCUGAGCGGCAAGACUCCUCUGCAGCUGCGUGCGCCCGCCUCCAACGAGACAUAUGCUCGCGUGUCUGGGGACUACAACCCCAUUCACGUGUCUCGCGUCUUCUCCGAGUACGCCAACCUGCCUGGCACCAUCACCCACGGCAUGUACAGCAGCGCCGCCGUGCGCAGCCUGAUUGAGACGUGGGCGGCCGAGAACGACGUGGGCCGCGUUCGCAGCUUCCACGCUUCCCUGGUCGGCAUGGUUCUCCCCAACGACGCCAUCCAGGUCAAGCUGCAGCACGUGGGCAUGGUGACGGGUCGCAAGAUCAUCAAGCUCGAGGCCAUCAACUCGGAGACUGAGGAGAAGGUUCUGCUGGGCGAGGCCGAGGUGGAGCAGCCCGUGACGGCCUAUGUCUUUACCGGACAGGGCUCGCAGGAGCAGGGCAUGGGUAUGGAUCUCUAUGGCAGCAGCCCUGUGGCCAAGGAGGUCUGGGACCGUGCCGACACCUACCUGCUCGACAACUAUGGCUUCUCCAUCACCAACAUUGUCAAGAACAACCCCAAGGAGCUCACCGUGCACUUUGGUGGCCCCAGGGGCAAGGCCAUCCGCCAAAACUACAUGGCCAUGACCUUUGAGACUGUGGCAGCUGACGGCACCGUCAAGUCGGAGAGGAUCUUCAAGGACAUUGACGAGAAGACCACCUCUUACACCUACAGAUCUCCCACUGGUCUCCUGUCGGCCACACAGUUCACUCAGCCCGCCCUGACGCUGAUGGAAAAGGCCAGCUUCGAGGACAUGAAGUCGAAGGGGCUUGUUCCCCGAGACAGCACGUUCGCCGGUCACUCGCUGGGUGAAUACUCGGCGCUUGCGGCUCUGGCGGACGUCAUGCCCAUUGAGUCUCUGGUGUCGGUUGUCUUUUACCGUGGUCUGACGAUGCAGGUGGCUGUCGAGCGUGAUGCCUCUGGCCGCUCCAACUACUCCAUGUGCGCCGUCAACCCCAGCCGCAUCUCCAAGACGUUCAACGAGGAGGCUCUUCAGUUCGUCGUGAACAUGAUCGCGGAGGAGACUGGCUGGCUGUUGGAGAUUGUCAACUACAACAUUGCCAACAUGCAGUACGUGUGCGCUGGUGACCUGCGGGCCCUGGACACGCUUGGCGGAGUGACCAACUUCCUCAAGCUGCAGAAGAUUGACGUGGAGGAGAUGCGCAGCAACAUCGAGGAGGCCAAGGAUGCGCUGCGGAAGAUUAUCCGCGGCUGCGCCGACGCGACGCUUACGAAGCCUCUGCCUCUGGAGCUGGAGCGAGGCUUUGCCACGAUCCCUCUGCGAGGCAUCGACGUGCCCUUCCACUCGACCUUUUUGCGAUCGGGCGUCAAGCCGUUCCGAUCCUUCUUGCUCAAGAAGAUCCACAAGACGACGAUUGACCCGUCCAAGCUUGUGGGCAAGUACAUCCCCAACGUGACGGCCAAGCCGUUUGCGUUGACCAAGGAGUACUUUGAGGAUGUGUACAAGUUGACCAACUCGCCCAAGAUUGGCGCGGUUCUGGCCAACUGGGACAAGUAUGUGCAGGACGAGGAGUCCACGGGCAGUGAGAGCGGUGCCAGCGCCGAUCACGAGGGCGCCGGACUGGCUGCUUAG
This is a messenger RNA of Trichoderma reesei QM6a, 6306 nucleotides long. RefSeq names its product beta subunit of fatty acid synthase. The record is from RefSeq and is a predicted model, not a curated record. Gene Ontology annotation, molecular function: [acyl-carrier-protein] S-malonyltransferase activity; [acyl-carrier-protein] S-acetyltransferase activity; fatty acid synthase activity. The coding region runs from base 1 to 6306 and encodes 2101 amino acids. The transcript is spliced from 2 exons. Gene Ontology annotation, biological process: long-chain fatty acid biosynthetic process. Lineage: Eukaryota; Fungi; Ascomycota; Sordariomycetes; Hypocreales; Hypocreaceae. Gene Ontology annotation, cellular component: fatty acid synthase complex.